Knipowitschia caucasica is the source of this 3183-nucleotide messenger RNA. Lineage: Eukaryota; Metazoa; Chordata; Actinopteri; Gobiiformes; Gobiidae. The record is from the annotation of a GenBank genome assembly.
AUGAGGCUCUGUCCUGGGAUCACCCUCCUGCUGACGGCCGCCCUGUGCUCAGGUGUGAGCCGUGUGCAGACACAGACACAGCUGCAGACACAGAUUCAGCUACAGACGGAGACACAGCUACAGACGCAGACACAGACCUGCCUCUUCUACAACAUGAACUCUGAGCUGGAGCGGACAAACCGCAGUGGUGUGGAGCAGUGUGAGACUGAGGCUGACAAGCGCUCACACUGUUACGCAUCAUGGAGGAACGAGAGCGGGAGCAUCGAGCUGCUGAAGAAAGGCUGUUGGCUGGACGACUACAACUGCUACGACAGACAGGAGUGUGUGGCAACUGAGGAAUCUCCACAGGUUUUCUUCUGCUGUUGUGAAGGAAAUAUGUGCAACGAGAGAUUCACCCACCUUCCAGACCCCAAUGGCCCCCUCCUCAAAACCCCGCCUCCUCGCAGAGUCCUGGUUUACCUCUUGGUCCCGGGGGUCCUGCUCUUCCUCACUGUGUUCACCGUGAUGUGGAUGUACUGGCGCCGCAAGCCCCUGUAUGGACAAGUGGACAUCACAGAGGACCCUGGAUCUCCCCCCUCCUCUCCCCUUGGACUCAAGCCGCUGCAGUUGCUCGAGGUCAAAGCCAGGGGGCGCUUCGGCUGCGUGUGGAGAGCUCAGAUGAUCCACGAGUUAGUGGCUGUGAAGAUCUUCCCCAUCCAGAAUAAAGCUUCGUGGGAGAAUGAACACAUGGUCUUCCUCACUCCUGGCCUCAGACAUGAAAACAUCCUGCGUUUCGUGGGAGCGGAGCGCAGAGGGCGCCUCCUGGAGGCCGAACUGUGGCUCAUCACUGAGUUCCACCAGCGGGGCUCUCUCUGUGACUUCCUCAAGGGGAAUAUUGUCAGCUGGUCUGAACUUUGUCUCAUCGCUGAGUCCAUGUCUUGCGGUCUGGCCUUCCUCCAUGAAGAUAUGCCCUGGGGCAGCAAGGACGGGCCCAAGCCUUCCAUCGCCCACAGAGACUUCAAGAGUAAGAACGUGAUGCUACGCACUGACCUGAGCGCUGUUAUCGGUGACUUCGGUCUCGCUGUCCUGUUCGAGGCCGGGAUUCCCCCAGGAGAGACCCAUGGACAGGUGGGAACCCGGCGGUACAUGGCUCCUGAGGUGUUGGAGGGAGCCAUAAAUUUCCAGAGAGACGCAUUCCUUCGAAUUGACAUGUACGCCCUGGGACUGGUGCUGUGGGAGCUGGUGUCACGCUGCACGGCUGCUGACGGUCCAGUGGAUGAGUAUCUUCUUCCUUUUGAGGAUGAGGUGGGGCAGCAUCCGUCUCUGGAGGAUUUGCAGGAAGUGGUGGUUCAUAAGAAACUCCGACCAGUCUUCAAAGAGCAGUGGCUCAAGCACACGGGCCUGUCCUUGCUGUGUGAGACCGUGGAGGAGUGCUGGGACCAUGAUGCAGAAGCACGUCUCUCUGCUGGCUGUGUGGAGGAGCGCAUUGGGCAGAUCCGUGUCACUUCCUGCUCAGACCACACCCCCCUGCUAGUCUCCACGGUGACCAACCUCCCGCCCAAAGAAUUCCCUAGAGGAGGGGGGUUGGGGGCAAAUCUGGAGGCCCACAUCUGGGGGGCCCCCAUGUCUGAGCGCCUAUCUGCAGCGCGGGACUUUUGUUGUCUCCAAUGGAUUUGUCUGUUGUCUCCCAACCAACACGGAGCAGAGACCCAUGUCCCCCACGCUCACAUGGCCCUGAUCCCGGCACCUUCUGUCCCAGUGAGUAAACAUGAAGCGGCGCAGUACCACACUGGCCUCCAGGGGACGCUCGUGCAGUGGGAGGAGCCUAAGGACCGCCUCUCUGAUGUAGGCGUGCAGUGGGAGAAGCCUAAGGACCGCCUCUCUGAUGUAGGCGUGCAGUGGGAGGAGCCUAAGGACCGCCUCUCUGAUGUAGGCGUGCAGUGGGAGGAGCCUAAGGACCGCCUCUCUGAUGUAGGCGUGCAGUGGGAGGAGCCUAAGGACCGCCUCUCUGAUGUAGGCGUGCAGUGGGAGGAGCUUAAGGACCGCCUCUCUGACCCACUCUGGUGCAAGGCCGCGGUGCAGGUGGAUCUGCUUGGCCUGAGCUGCAGCGUUGAAGGCUCUGGGGAUGUCCCGAGGCGAUGUUUGUCUGUGUGCCCAGAGCAACCUGCAGGGGGUGCUCUGUGGUACUGCCCUCUGGCCUGUCCCCCCUCUGCUGCUCUUCUCGGCCUCUCCCCCUGCAGAAUGACUACACUUCACAACAUUCACCACUGCUCUCCAGCGCUGGAGCCCUCUCCAGUCACCACGCUCGCUGUUCCGAGCUGUGCAGCCCAGGUCCUGGGCCAAACCCAAGUGGUCCCAAACAAAGCCAAGGCCCCAGGCCAAGCCAAGACCCCAGACGGUUGCAUGGCUCCACUCAGCUCUGAUGAGUCAGACUCACAGCUCAAAGAUGAUUCCACAGCGCUCCUCAGUGAGACAAUCCCAAAGCAUAGCCUCAGCUCGUCGCACUCAGACCCUGAAACCCUGAAACCGCGACGCAAGAUGGAGCGAGCGGCAGGCUUACCUCUACGCUACCUGCUGGACUACGCCCUGGAGACAACCGGCGGAGACCCUGUCAGCUGGGGCAGGCAGAGCGCUUGCCAGAGCAAAGAUUUGGCAAACUCCAAAGCACUGACUGAGGGGAGAGUUAAGACGGAAGGAUUGAAAUUGAACAGAAGUCAGAAAGUAGUGAUUAAGAAAGAGCUCAAAGUCGCCCGAAUCUCUGAACAUGGACCAGGGAUGGGGAGACCAAAGACAAAUUCUAGAAUAAGCAUUGACAUUAAAGAUGAUGAGGUUAAACAAGAACUUGUUCUGGAAGGGGACCUGGAACGGGAGACCAUCCCCUUGGGUGAUGUUCUGGAUGUGGAGCGCGGGUUGGUGAAGAAGAUGCAGAUCCUCAGCGGCGAGGUGGCCGCUUGGUUGAAGCCCCCGAGUCUCGACAGUGGGUCACGAAUCAAGUUGGAGUUAAAGAAAGUGGAAGACGCAGGAGGCGGCCUCUCCACAGAGUUUACGCAGGGGAGCACCGGCAUCAAACUGCGCCUGAGCCAGAACGACACCCCUGAGUUUCUGGUGUUUAGAGAUGACCAAUCAAAUGCCCUGACUUUAAUACUACCAUGUGUUGUCAAACUGCUCAGACAACCCGAGUGGGAGGCCGGAGUGUGUGGGUGA